Messenger RNA from Drosophila busckii, 531 nucleotides. It is a transcript of the gene EMC5, whose product is annotated as membrane magnesium transporter 1. The record is from RefSeq and is a predicted model, not a curated record. The transcript has 3 exons. NCBI's taxonomy places the organism in Eukaryota, Metazoa, Arthropoda, Insecta, Diptera, Drosophilidae. Bases 99 to 452 code for a protein of 117 amino acids. Gene Ontology annotation, cellular component: early endosome; plasma membrane; EMC complex.
GCUUCGUUAACAAGCAACUGGCAGUUUUACACUGAUUAAUUUUUACAUGCACAAAUUGCUGAAUUAAAUUGUAUUUAUAACUAAAUAAACAGAUAAAUAUGGGCAGCACAGUUUUUAACAAGUUACUGCUAGUGGCUGGCUUCGCAAGUCUGGCGCAUGCUGCUUUCUCUGCUGCACAUCAUCGUACCUACUUGCGCUUGACGGAGCAGGAAUGGACAAGUUUGCCGCUAGAUAUCAUACUGCAAACAGUGAUUAGCUUGGUGCUGGUGAUUUACAACAUAAUACAGAUAGUGGGCAACUUCAAGGAGAUACGCGCCACAGUGGACAUGCAGCAGAAGACUUGGGACACGCUGGGCAACUUUCCAUCAUUCUAUACAUUCAAUCAUCGCGGACGUGCGCUGAAUCCAAGCUAUAAAACGCCGAAGCCCAGCGAGAUUGAAGCGUCCAAGUAGAUCUUAGAGCAUGCUAACAAUAGUCAAUGGUUUACAUUUUUAGUUUAAUGCAUACAUAUAAUAAAUUAUGCUGAACCAA